ACUGNUGUACUGAGGUAUAAUCAGAAAGAAGAGAAUAAGGAAUCUUCAGAAUCAUGUUCUGCUAAUAGCAUAGAAGUUAGUUCAUCUAUGCUGGAUGCAAGCGUUACCAAACCUGGUCUUAGCUCAAGCAGUUGUAACAGAACAAGAAGUAUAGUUACAAAAGGUGAUGAAAGAUCAUUGUCAAGAGAAAAGGGGGAGAUAUCUCAAAGUUCAAAGAGUAGCAUCGGGGAUUAUAGCAGCACCACGAGCGUUAGCGAAGAAAGCUAUCGCAGUGGGUCUAGCCGCAGUGGCUAUCGGCCUCAUAUGUCCAAGGAUUUGAGAUGGGAAGCCAUUCGUUGUGUUCAGAAGCAGCAUGGAAACAUUAGUUUAAGGCAAUUUAAGUUGCUUAAAAAACUUGGCGGAGGGGACAUUGGGACUGUUUAUCUAUCUGAACUAAUGGGCACGAACUGUCUGUUUGCUGUGAAAGUUAUGGACAAUGACUUUCUGACCAGCAGGAGGAAGAUGACAAGAGCGCAGACCGAAAAAGAAAUACUGCAAAUACUGGAUCAUCCAUUUCUUCCUACGCUCUAUGCCCAUAUUACCAAUGACAAAUAUUCAUGUUUAGUGAUGGAAUAUUGUCCAGGAGGUGAUCUCCAUGUGCUCCGACAAAAGCAACCCAACAAGAAUUUCUCUGAACAAGCAGCCAGAUUUUAUGUCGCUGAAGUUCUUCUUGCUUUGGAAUACCUUCACAUGCUUGGAGUCAUUUACCGAGACUUAAAACCAGAGAAUGUCUUGGUUCGAGAAGAUGGUCAUAUCAUGCUCUCCGACUUUGAUUUGUCUCUUAGGUGUGCUGUUAAUCCUAUGUUGGUGAAAUCAUCAUCUCCUGUCGUUAAGCCUCCAAAGACGUCUAGUCCAUGCUCGGAAUCUAGCUGCAUAGAUCCCUUUUGCCUACAUCCAUCCUGGCAAGUGUCCUGCUUCACCCCUAGAUUUUUAUCUGCAGCAGGUAAGACACGUAAGCUAAAAGCGGACAUUGCUGCACAAGUCACACCUUUGCCACAGCUGGUAGUGGAGCCAACCGAUGCCCGCUCCAACUCGUUCGUAGGAACCCAUGAGUACCUGGCACCAGAGAUCAUCAAAGGAGAAGGUCAUGGCAGUGCAGUAGAUUGGUGGAUGUUUGGUAUCUUUUUAUAUGAACUGUUAUAUGGAAGGACACCUUUCAAAGGACCAGGAAAUGAGGAUACAUUAGCCAACGUGGUUUCUCAGUGUCUCAAGUUCCCUGCAUAUCCUAUGGUUAGCUCUAGUGCGAGAGAUUUGAUCAGACGGUUGUUGCAGAAGGAACCCGAGAAUAGGUUGGGAGCUGAGAAAGGGGCAGCAGCGAUAAAGCAGCAUUCUUUCUUCGAGGGACUUAACUGGGCGUUAAUACGAUGUGAAACACCACCAGAACUGCCUAGAUUCUGUGACUUGGGAAAUGUAAUCCCUGAUACCAACCAACAGAACAAGGAGAGUGCCAAGCCUCAAAAAGAGUUCAAAAGUAUAGGAGAGGAUAUUGAGUUUGAGAUGUUUUAGCGAUACUAGAACUGAGAAUGGAUAGGUUUGUUUUCUCUUCUUUCUUUCUCUCCUUUUUAACACGAUAUCUCUUAUCCAUGUAAGUGGUAUACAUACAUAUAGCAUAUAGUGUAAAAUCCAGAACUUGGCAUCAAUUGAAUAGCAGAAUAUACCAUGUUUUGUAGUAACAAAGUUGUGCUUGGGAGUGGAGUAAUUUGAAGCAGCGAGAAUGGAAAUUGGAUGUAAAGAGGCUUCAAAAAGGUUUCAGAUUUUACUCUAAGUUGCUGUUGAUUGGAUACUUAUAGACACAUUUGUCCGAGUUUUCAGCUAAGCGUGGGAUUUGAUUCCUCUUUAGAGUAUAUAAAGAAACUUGGUGAAUGCAGAAAAACAGAACAAAGUUCCUUUUGAAACAAACAAUAUUUUCUAGCUCAGCAGUGACCAAAUUGGGAGGUUAAUGCAUGAAAUCCUCUGCCAUGUCCAGGACUUCAUGUUACUCAAACUCUUAGAAGUAGACUUAUCUAAAGAUAUCAUCCUGAACAUCUCCUUUGUCAAGUCGACCCGAGAAUUCUGCA
Nicotiana tabacum (common tobacco) is the source of this 2096-nucleotide messenger RNA. The record is from RefSeq and is a predicted model, not a curated record. NCBI's taxonomy places the organism in Eukaryota, Viridiplantae, Streptophyta, Magnoliopsida, Solanales, Solanaceae.